AUUAAGAAAAUAACAAAAAGAAAAUAAUUUGUACCAAAAUAAAUGUAAGUUUAAAGACAAGAAAAAAUAUAAUAUUUUAGUAUCCAAUAUAAAUUAUAGCUAAGUGACAUUAUUAAUUUCAAAAGAGGUUAAGACCCAAAGCAUGAUGAAAAUUUUAUGGAAGAGGUAAAUGAGUUUUACAAAAAUUAGUUUGAAGAGAUUUAAGAAAAGCUAGAAUAAUAUCAUUUAUUUUAAAAUUUUGAUGAAAUUGAUCCUGAAUAAAUCAAACAUAAUACAUGUGCUUUAAUUGGAACCAACAAUACAUGGAAUUUUAGUCUUAUUUUUUAAAAAUACGGUUAUGAGAGUAGAAAUAAAUCUAUAGAAUUAAAAGAAUUUAGAUACUGUUAAGCAAGUUAACUAAAAAAAGUUGAGAGAUAAAACUCAAAUCUUAGUAAAUUUGAACUUAGAAUAGUGAAGUAAAUAGAUCCUGAACAUCGAAGUGCUUCUACAAAAUAUGGUGAUUUCAUGAUAUGUCACUUUUUAUGUAGAAAUUAGCUUAAAAAUUGCUCAAAAUAAUUUAAACAAGCCUAAAAUAUUUAAAUUAGUUAAAACAAAGCUGAUAACUUAGGUAAAAUAGAUGAAAAUAAAACCUCUGCCAACUAAAAAUAGAAAACUGACUAAGAAAAAUAAAUUGAAGAUUAUUCUAAUAACUCUAAUACAAUAUAAUUCAUAUAAAAACCUAAGGAAGAAUACCAAUAGCAUUCAACACCAAUUAAUUAAUAAGAAUAAGAAAAUCUGCUUUUUAAAAAUCCAAUUAAAAAUGAAAAAAAAUUCAUCAAUAAUGAUUAGUAAAGGUUUAGAGAUGAUAACAACGAAUUAAUUUAAGACGAUUAAAAUAGCAUGACUAUUAAUUUAUAAGAAUAAGACUAAUAAACUUCCUAAAACGAACGAAUAAAUUUGAAUACAAUUAACAAACAGUAAAACUCAAUGUAAUUUAAUCUUCAAAGUAGCUCAAUUAGUGAAAAAAUAGGUAUAAAUGAAGUUCCUUAAUUAAACAUAGGCUAAGUUAAACCGAAUUAAGAGUUGUCUUUUAAUUAUGAGAAACCAUAAUCAAAUAGUUACUAAAAUAUUCAUAGCAAUUAAAGUCAUAGAGCCUCAAACGGAGGAAAUUUUUAUUGCAAAUAAGAACAUGACUAAUAAUCAGAGAGUCAAAAAGAUAAGUACAUCAGUUAUUUAGAAAAUAAAGUAAAAGAUCUUGAAUUUGAAUUAAACAGAGAAAAAUUAAAAAGUGCUAAAGAAAGCAUGAGAAUGUUUUAUUUAAAACACCCUGACUAUGAGCCAUAUAAAAAGUUUAAAAGAGAUGAUGUAAAAAGUGAAACAAUAGAGAUUGAUUGA
Molecule: messenger RNA, 1374 nt
Organism: Tetrahymena thermophila SB210
Lineage: Eukaryota; Ciliophora; Oligohymenophorea; Hymenostomatida; Tetrahymenidae
Exons: 1
Source: RefSeq, a predicted model, not a curated record